This is a messenger RNA of Rhineura floridana, 4720 nucleotides long. RefSeq names its product vitellogenin-2-like. Bases 154 to 4638 code for a protein of 1494 amino acids. Lineage: Eukaryota; Metazoa; Chordata; Lepidosauria; Squamata; Rhineuridae. Gene Ontology annotation, molecular function: lipid carrier activity. Gene Ontology annotation, biological process: lipid transport. The transcript has 32 exons. The record is from RefSeq and is a predicted model, not a curated record.
CGGUGGUUACCUGAGUAGGGUUCCACGGCCUUUCACUACCCGUGCUAUGCCUCUCUGGGGAGAGGUGAGACUUUGCAACAACUACCUCUUCAGUAAGUAGAACAGGCGAAUGUUGCAGAAUUUUAAGACUGGAAAAAUGAGAAACUGAGAGAAAUGAAAUUGACAGAAUUGUCCAUCUCUGCUGGUGAGGGGUGCCAGAAAAAUGAUCUUGAACCUGGUUUUAGCAUUGCCAAAUCCUUCUUUUACACCUAUAAUGGGUUCAUUCAGAAUGGGUUGGAAAACACGGAUUUAGCAAAAUCUGCCUUAAAACUGACUUGUCAAGUAAAGAUCAGCAGAGUGUCCCAGGAAGAUCACAUUCUUAAGGUACUUUCUCCACAAGUGGAAGAAUACAAUGGCAUCUUGAUGAAUGGAUCCCUGAGCCAAACAACCAGACUCACUCAGAAGCUUUAUGUGUGUUUUGCUGAACUAUUUAAGUUUGAAUACAAAAGAGGUUGCAUUGGAAAUAUUUAUGCCCCUAAAAACAUCUCCAUUGAGUGCAUAAAUAUAAUAAGGGGUAUCCUGGACUUGCUGCAAAUAACUAUAGAAAAAUCAGAGAGUGUGUACGAGUUACAAGAGGAUGGAAUUGGAGGAACUUGCCACACCAGGUAUGUUAUCCAGGAGGACAAGAUAAAUAACAAAACCACCAUUUCACGAACCAAAGACCUCAACAACUGCACAGUUAAAGUUGUGAAGAACAUUGGAAUGGCCUACAUCCAGCCUUGUCCUACAUGUGCUGUGAACAUCACAAACACAAGAGGGACUGUGGCAUUCAACUAUAAGCUGAAAUAUAUGGAUACUGGAGCCCUGAUCACACAUGUUGACUCCCAGCAGGUGUAUGCUAUCUCCCCAUUCAAUGAACUUGGUGGUACUGCUAUUAUGGAUGCAAGACAAAACCUGACUUUGAUUGAAACUACAAGCAACCAAGAAAGAAUGCCAGGGAUCCUGCUGCAAAACUAUGGAAGUCUUCAUUAUCAGUUUCCACAAGACCUGCCCCAAAUGGCUUUGCAUCUAAUAAAGAUGAACAGUACUGAGUCAAGUAUUGUGGAAAUGCUGGAGCAGUUAAUUCAGCAGAACCAAUUACAACUCCAUCCAGAAACUCCGUCCAAGUUCUUAGAACUUAUUGAGCUUUCCCGAGCAGCCACCCAUGAAAAUCUUGAAUCUUUGUGGAAACAAUUUGCAGAUAGACAGCAAUACAGAUCCUGGCUACUGAGUGCAGUUGGUGCAGCAGGAACAACUGAUACAUUUAUGUUCCUGAAGCAAAGAAUUCACAACGAGGAUCUCAGUUUCUUGGAGUCAACUGUAACUCUUACUUUGGCCUUUCAUUUAACAAAAACCAAUGGCCUUAUCUUAAAGGAAGCAGCAGAUCUGAUGACCAGCCCUGGAGUUCAGAAAUCUUUAGUGCUUCACAACCUUGCUUACUUGGCAUAUGGUUCCAUGAUAAACAGACACUGUCUGGUCUCUUCCCCUUGCCCUACUGAAAUUCUUCAGCCUCUUCACGAUCUUGCAAAUGGUGCAGCUAACACAACACACGAGGAAGACAUGGUGUUGGCCUUGAAAGCCAUUGGCAAUGCAGGAGAAGCAGCCAGCAUCAACUACAUCAAGAAGUUCCUGCCAGAAUUUUCCCUUGCUGCUAAUGCUUUGCCAGGAAGAGUCCAUAUUGAUGCAGUGCUAGCCUUGAGGAAAAUUGCAAGGAAAAAAGCUGCAGAAAUACAGAAGAUUCUCUUUCAGAUCUUUGUGAAUCGCUCUCUUGCACCCAAAAUCCGGAUAGUGGCCUGCGUUGUUUUCUUUGAAACCAAGCCUGCUUUCCCUCUAGUGACGGCUUUUGCCAGUGUGGUGCAACGGGAGAGCAAUUUACAGGUUGCCACCUUUGCCUAUUCCCACAUGAAGGUACUGGCCAGGGGCAAGAUUCCACAGCUCGACGAUCUGUCUACAGCUUGCAGAACUGCCAUUAUGCUACUCAGUCCCAGGCUAGAGAGGAUGAGCUUUCGCUACAGCAGGGUGAUCCACAUUGAUGGUUACUACCCGGAUUACAGAGCUGGUGCAAUUGGAAGAAUCUACUUAAUGAACAAUCCAAACACUCUAUUUCCAUCAGUCAUUGCCAAGAUUAGAGGCUACUCUGCCACCUCAGCAAUGGAUAUUGUAGAGUUUGCUUUCCAGCUGGAAGGCCUCGCUGAUAUCUUCAAAAGACAAGAUAUGCCAUUUCAGGAGUAUUCGACAUACAAAAAAAUUAAGGUGCUUGGGAAACUGCUCAAGGGAUGGAAGGAACUCCCUUCAGAAAAGCCUUUGGUGUCCACAUAUCUGAAAUUAUUUAGUCAUGAAAUUGCCUUUGCUCUCAUUGACAAAGAACUCUUUGAAAAGGCCAAGAAGCUAGUGACCCAACCAGCAGAGAAGCUUAUCACUCUGUUCCAAAAAGACAUAACAGGAAGAUGGACUCAGCCCAUAUUGGCAGGAGAACUUCGACACACUGUGCCUACAUGUAUAGGCUUCCCACUGGAAUUCGGCUUAUAUACCACCAGUGUGUUAGAUGUUGUAGCCCAAGUUAAUGGGCAGAUAUCUCCCCCGUUGACUAAUGACUUCAGACCCGACCAGUUGCUUAAAGCCAGCAUACGCAUUAGUGCUGAUGUUAACUCAAGUCUAUAUACUCAUAUGGUAGCAGUGAUGGGAAUCAACACACCACAUUUCCAGACUGGUCUUGAAUUCCAUGCAAAAUUCCAUGCAAACAUUCCAGUGAAAUUUGAUGCCAAAAUAGACAUGAAAGAGGAAAUAUUUAAAUUUGAAAUCACCCCAGUCCAACAGGAGACAGAGUUACUGGCUGUAAGGACUAAAUUUUAUGCUGUUUCAAGAAAUGUGGAUGAACCAAAUUCUGCUAAGAUGACCCCAGUUCCGCCGGAAAUGAUUGGAUUUGAUAUCUUAGAUCAGUGCUUUAAAUCAUCAGAAAAUGAUGUCAAAAAGCAGCAAGGACUAAGGCUUGACAUUACAUCAAGAACAUUUGGUUAUGGCUUAAAAGAAGAGUUUUACCACAGUCCAACAAAAACAUCAUGCCCCCCCAGCUCUUAUGUCAAACUAUCUAGCUUAGGGUAUCAAACCUGUCUCACCAUGAAGCAGUGCAGCACUGUGCUCUUAGGAGAAACAUACCUACACAAGUGUUUUGGAGAAUGUGAACUCAAACUUGCUGUGAAACCAGGAGCUGCUAGAACCAAAAUACAGCUGGAGAUUCAAGCAGGAUCUAAAUCGGAUUUAAGACUAAUCCAGCUGAGACACACUGAGGAAGAAGAAGAUAAUGAAUCCUCUUCAUAUGUGGACCAAAGGGCUAAAAGGAAGCAUGGAAAGACUAAAGGGAAGAAAGAGAUGGCUAAAGCCAAGAAGAGUGGAAGAACUGAACAACCCACAUUCUUGGGGCACAAUAAACCAUCAGUGCUGGUUGCUGUUCUCCGUACUAUCCAGAAUGAUAAGAAGCUCACUAUGUUCCAUCUUGAGCUACAUGCUGAUUUACACUCUUCCAGGCCUAUUGUGCAAGUAUUUGUGUCAGACUUAAAAGAAUCCAAAAGACCAAAUCUCUGUGCUGGUGUUUCCAUUCUUGAUCCUCAAAGAGCAGAGGGUUAUCUAAAUUGGGGACAGGAUUGUCGGGACUACAAGAUUGCAGCAAAGUUUGAAUAUGGACAAUAUGCUCGUUAUCCAGCUAUGCAGAUCAAGGUGGAAUGGCUCCGAAUUCCUCCAAGAGUAGAAGCUGCUGCAAGUGGGCUUUCCACAUUGGUCCCUGGUAUGGCCUACAUGUUUGGAUUCUCCCAAAUGGAACAGAAGAAUCCUUCACAGCAGAUCUCUGUCGUUGUGGCUCUCACGUCUCCAAGAAGCUGUGCUUUUGUUCUGAAGCUACAUGAUGUCACAAUUUAUGACACAAACAUCUGGCUACCGCUUCCACUCCCUGUAGGUCAACACACAGAAGAUUUAGAAAUGCAGCCCCAUGUCUGGGAUUUCAUCUCUAAUGUGCCACCCUCAGUCCUUGAAAAUCUGAAAGGUCAUUGUUCAGUAUCUCGAGGUAUUUUCACAACUUUCAACAAGGUUAGUUUUAACUACAGAAUGCCUGAAAGCUGCUACCAUGUCUUGGCCCAUGACUGUAGCCCAGAACUGAAGUUCCUGGUAAUGGCAAAGAAAGCAAAACAGUCAAACGAUCUGAAAAUGGUCCGUAUCAACCUUGUCAGUCUGGAGGUUGACAUGUAUUCUUCAAGUGGGCUUGUUAAGCUGAGGAUUAAUGGUACUGAAACUCAGGCAGAGGAUCUCCCAUACUACACUUCCAGCUCUAGUGAAUAUAUCCUUAUCAAACAUGAGAAGAAUGGUUUGUUAUUAAAAGCUCCAGAAACUGGCAUUGAAAAACUCUUCUAUGAUGGACACAUGCUCAAGAUUCAAGUACCUUUCUGGAUGACUGGGAAAACCUGUGGAAUUUGUGGAAGAUAUGAUGCUGAAUAUGAACAGGAAUAUAAGAUGCCCAGUGGAUCCAUCGCUACAAAUGCAGUGAGCUUUGCUCAGUCUUGGAUUCUUCCAGACGAUUCCUGUGCCAGAGAGUCUGCUGCCAUUGCAGGUGCAAGAACAAAUAGGCAUUGACCAGAACCCCAAGGAUGUGGUAGACGUAACUGAGGCUAAUGCGGCAUGUUCCCCUGAUAGCCUUAUGUUAUUUGACAGAAGC